UCAGUCAAUAAAUAAAAUAUCUGAAUUCAAGAAAUUAGAACAAAUUUUUUUAAUACACAAUGCUUAAUCACAUUAACGGUCUUAAAGCAUUUUUGCAAAGAUAUGUAGACUUUAUUGAGCAGCGCAAAUUAAAUAAAGAUCCUGCUGGAAAUGAGUUUCAGCUUAUUAAGCAACAAGCCCUUGAAGAUCGAAAAAAAAUUCCAUCAAUUGAAGGAGCAAAGGAAGUCAAUAAGCAUAAGAAUCGAUAUAAAGAUAUUUUACCAUACGACUAUUCAAGAGUUGUUCUGCCUUCUGAAGAUUCUAAAGAUGGCUCCGAUUAUAUAAAUGCAAACUUUAUAAAGGAUGGAAGCGGUAAUGUUUGUUAUAUCGCUGCUCAAGCUCCAAUGGCUACCACAGUAAAUGAUUUUUGGAGAAUGAUAUGGACAAAUGAUGUUAAACUGGUUAUAAUGGCAUGUAAAUUGAUUGAACUUGGGAAACCUCGAUGUGAACGAUAUUGGCCUGAUGAUGGACAAGAGUGCUGGUUUAAUGAUAUUAAAGUUACUUUAAAUGGAUCAAGAGAUUAUACAAAGACAUUGACACUGAGAGACCUGAAGUUACAAAGAAAUGGAAAAGAAAAAUAUCUUACUCAAAUGCAUUAUACUGAUUGGCCUGAUCACGGUGCUCCAGAAACUACUGAACCAAUUAUACAAUUGAUAAAUUUAGCUCGCAAAAAACACCCUGAUGAUAACCCCCCUAUUGUUGUUCAUUGCAGUGCGGGAUGCGGAAGGACUGGAGCUAUUAUUGCAAUUGACUACGCAAGGAAGUUGUUAAAUUUGAAGAAAGCGUAUGAAGUUGAUGUUUUAAGUAUUGUGUUGGAUCUUCGUAGACAACGACCAUCCAUGGUUCAAGCAAAAGAACAAUUGGAGUUUCUAUAUGAAGUUAUUCGUGAAUUGGUAUCAACAGAACUUAGUAAAUAUACUGAGCCAAAUGAAGAGGAAACUUCUAAUUAUGUUAAUAUAAAUUUUGUACAAAAGAAUGUAUCAGGCUCAAAGCAAAAUUUAAAAGCAGAAUCUCCCAGGUUGGCAGCCAAAGAGAGACAGCAAAUGACUGGUUUAAACAUUAAUCGUAAUAAGAGCUUAUAUAAUUCAAGACCCAAAAAAGAUAAUGAUCCCAAAGUUAUCCAUGAAGAAGUCACCCGUGGUUAUCAAGCAGAAAGCUGUUAUCAAGGAAACAGUAGAAAUCAAGAUAAGUUGUUAGAGCAAAUUAAACAACAACAUCAUAAUCAACAAAAUAAAGACAGUAAACCAUCCUAUAUGCAGCAAAUGUCUGUUGAUUCUUUGAUGCAGUUAAAAUCUAAUCAAUUAAAUUCUCAAGGUUUUAAUGAUGCUUACCUAAGAAACAAUACUGAAAAAGAAAAAGCAAAAACAACAGUCAUACCGCCCAACACACUUUUAAGUACAGCUGCAUCAAAACUUAAAGAUGCAGAAAUAAAUGACGAUGUUUUUCAAGUUUUAGAACCUACUUCAAAACCUUUUGAAGUUGUUGAAACCUCUGACAUUAUUUUUGAAAAAAUUGAAGCAACACGCCCUUAUGGGAAAUCAGAAGAAAAUUGUUUGGCAAUGAAGCCAGACAAUGUUCAGUCAGCAAAGUUAGAUACAAAUUAUCAGUCUGUGAGUUCAGGUAUAAAUAGUCAGGCAGUGAAAUCCCAACUUCCAUCGACAAAAUGUAUUUCUGAAAGUAAAAAUGGUAUUAAGGACAAUUAUGCAGUAAUUGAAAAGAACAAAGCCAACUCUUUUAGUAACACGCAACUCAAUAAUCCUUAUUCUUCACCACCAGGUGGCGUAAUUGUACCCUAUGCUAUAGUUGACAUUGAAGCAAAUCAUGUUGAGCAACCUCAGAAAACCUUAUCCAGUACUCGUAAGCUUACAAGUGAUUCUGCUCCACCUUUACCUGAAAGAACACCAGAAUCAUUUAUAAUUGUUGCUCCUACAAAUGAAAAAACUGAAGUCAAUUACCGACAAAAUAGCUGUAGAGAUAGGCGCAAACAUUUACCUGAUAUUUCUAAUGCAUUAAAUGAUCCAUAUGUUUUGCCACAAAACCUUUUAGAUAAUGUUUAUAGCCAACAAAACAGAGAUAAAUCUAAACAGGAUUAUUCAAAAGUGACAGAUGAUCCAUAUGUUUCACCACAAGACAUAUCAGUUUCUCCGACAUCUAAAAAUUGGAACUUAAAUAAGACAUUCAAUAAAAUUCUACCAAAUAACGCUAAAAAACCAUCAAAAACAGAUUCUGCACUAAUGUCAUUUGAUAAUUAUGGGUUCAACUCUCUGGCUUUUCCAAACCGAAUCAGCGCUAAACCAAAAGGAAUGGUUACACAGCCUUCUCACUGGAAAAAGUAUGAAGUCAAGUAUAUGGGAGGGAAGGAUUGAGUGAUGACACGUGAUGACAGAAAGCAAUAAAAAUACUGUAUUUGUUGAAUCUUCUAAACCGAUAAAAUAAAAAAAUGCAUUCAUAGUUAAGAUAAAACAAUUUUUAUCAGUGAUCAAAGUUUCUUGUGUAAAUAUCAAAAUUUUAAAAUCUUAAAUA
Molecule: messenger RNA, 2562 nt
Organism: Hydra vulgaris (swiftwater hydra)
Lineage: Eukaryota; Metazoa; Cnidaria; Hydrozoa; Anthoathecata; Hydridae
Product: tyrosine-protein phosphatase non-receptor type 22
Biological process (GO): peptidyl-tyrosine dephosphorylation
Cellular component (GO): cytoplasm; nucleus
Molecular function (GO): non-membrane spanning protein tyrosine phosphatase activity
Source: RefSeq, a predicted model, not a curated record